AUGGCUGACCUCCGAUACCGUAAAGAGGACCGUGUCGACAUGACAUACCGGACCUACCCAUGCAAGAUCUCUCGCUUUCUGGAUGCCCAUGGGAUUCCUAAUGUGCUCUGGGGAGAGCUCGUGAUGAAUAUGUUUCUUAUUCCCGUCGUGUCAGACGGCAUCUACUUCGUCAUCCCCGAUGAACAUAUCGACAAAGCUCGCGACCUCCUGGUGGAAGCCGGCUUUCCUCCCUGCCAGCUGGGGAAGUAUUGCGGCUUUGACUGGCCCAAGUCCUUCCAUGGGAUCCCCUACGCGCACUUCAACAUUGUGGACCGCGGUCCCUUGAACUGCUAUAGACGCGAGUUAUACGGCCCAAAUCCCCGUGAAUGGUAUACACUGGAACUCUACAAGAAGUCCGAGCUGCUGUGGGGAGCGCCCGAGAUCCCACUCGGCCCACCGGCCCCGAACAACCCAGACUACUGGACGAUCAAUGAUGAGCGUCCUCCAGAAGCCCCCAGAGGACUCUGGCAAGGCCGCGUGGUUGAUGCGGAUUAUCCAGUCAAGAUCCUCUCGCCAGCGCGCUAUGCCGAGUCGCUGACCCUUCUGUACUUCCGGGAUAAUUAUCCGGAAGAGACUUUCAGAGGGAGCUUCUGGGAUUUAUUGCUGUUGGACAUGCAGGUAGUGCUGGAGGAGCACCGCCUCUUUAAACUGAGCGACCUUCCGCCUCGUACUCGCAGCUGGUUCAAAAUUCUGACCGAAAACUUACAGGAAAGAACGCAUGGGGAUGCCGAGGACAGGUUUGGCGCGGAGAUGAGGAAGUCGGGCGAGGUGCCCGAAAAAAGUCCCUGGCCGUCCCAACGUACAAUGCCCCCUACUUGGCGUGAAGACCUUAAACGGUGGGAGGAGGAGGAAGAGGAGAGGAGAAAGAAGGAGGAGGAGGAAGAGCAGACGAGGAAGAACAAAGAAGAGGUGAAAGAGGAGCAGAAGGCAUGA
This is a messenger RNA of Aspergillus fischeri NRRL 181, 972 nucleotides long. RefSeq lists its product as uncharacterized. The transcript is spliced from 2 exons. The coding region runs from base 1 to 972 and encodes 323 amino acids. Lineage: Eukaryota; Fungi; Ascomycota; Eurotiomycetes; Eurotiales; Aspergillaceae. The record is from RefSeq and is a predicted model, not a curated record.